Molecule: messenger RNA, 1620 nt
Organism: Metarhizium acridum CQMa 102
Lineage: Eukaryota; Fungi; Ascomycota; Sordariomycetes; Hypocreales; Clavicipitaceae
Source: RefSeq, a predicted model, not a curated record
AUGAGGACGUCCGACCGGUGUGAGUUCUGCGGCCCGGGUUCGUCUUGUGUGGUUCUGCCGGAGAAAGGUGGUCGCAAUAGAAGUGUUGCGACUCCCGUUGCCGUGCCCGAACAGGGGAGUGUCGGUGCAUUUACCAGGGUGUAUGCCGGCAACCUUUGGAAGCAACGUUCACCGUGUCUGCCCGUCAGUUCCUGGAACAUCCCAGACAUCAAGGAAUACGGGGCCGGCUGGCUUUGGUUAGAUCUCCCGAAUCAAGCACGGCGAAUAGUUACCAAAGCCGCAUCGACUAAUUCAGAUGAGUCUCCCGGCGCUAAGGUACACGUGGUUGCAAUGUUCCCCUUGCGGACACCCAGUCUAUUCGGUGCCUCUUCCACGGCACACAACUUUCAAGUAGCAAUCCUCGGGUAUGGAGGCUUCAGAGACAUGUCUUUUCCGCAUAAUGACUGGACCUCCGUGGCCGAAAGCCAACGUGGCUUCACCAACAAUGCCCAUAGCACCACUAACCGACAACCUCAGCAACCUCCUGGACUACGAAGUGAGAAGACGGGUUCAAAUAGCCAUCAUUUUUCACAGCCCUAUGGGCCACCUCCGACAGCCCCGAGGAGCGUAGAUGGUGAUAUCGAAUUUACGUCCUCGCAAAGCUCUACAGCACCACUCCUCUCUGCUCAUCCGUCCUCAGCAAACAUAGACAGUCGGUUACUCCCAACAAGCGCACUCAACACGACAGAUUUCUUUCCACCGCCAUAUCACAACAAUCUCCAGCGAUCAGUUCACUCGUCUGAACUACCUUUUGAUACGAACAGACCGCAGCACCCAGUCGUGAUCCCCACGAAGGAACCACCAAGCUGUCAGAAGAAAACUCAGGCGCAGUUGUCCGGCCAAUCUCUCAGGGGCCUUGGGGCCAGUGGCUCAUCCAACAUCCCCAAUCUUCUAAGUCCAGACAGGGUAGACGUUGUAAACAGCAUCAUGUUCAGGCUCAGCAUGCGACAGCAACCACAAGCCGCAAGGGCUUGUGGAUUCGGCGACAGGGACAGGCGAGUCAUUGAUCCGCCACCAAUUGUCCAACUGUAUGUCGACGGCCCUUCCCUAUCUAAAGAUGAAGCAAAAUCUUAUCUACGAUAUGAAAGCUACGUUAUGAAUUGCUCAAUAUGUGAUGAGUCGGGCACACAAGACGCAUCAUUCAUGCCUGAAGAAUAUCAGCAUCAAAGGCGACUCAUGGGAUCACUUGUCGGAACCCCUUUUGUAGGAAUGGACGAUCACGGCGAGGAGGGCUGCUUCUUCUGUUUUUCAGAUCUAUCAUGUCGAACUCCCGGGGCAUUCCGUCUAAAAUUUACGCUUAUUAUGAUAGACCCGGCCCGCGCCGGAGUGAUUCGACACUUCCCCAUCCUCACCGAAAUCGUGAGCGACAUAUUCCACGUAUACAGUGCCAAGGAGUUUCCAGGCAUGUUGCCGAGUAGCAGCUUAGCAAAGCGGCUGAAAGAGCAAGGAUGUAUGAUUUCCAUAAAGAAGGGCAACGAUCGUACCAAGAACGCUAGAGGACAAGAUGGAUUAUCUGAUGAUGAUGACGAAGCAGGAGCAGGUUCUCAAGGACAACCGAAGCGGCGUACUGUUCGGGACUAG